Messenger RNA from Neoarius graeffei (lesser salmon catfish), 1415 nucleotides. Its product is annotated as solute carrier family 41 member 1-like. NCBI's taxonomy places the organism in Eukaryota, Metazoa, Chordata, Actinopteri, Siluriformes, Ariidae. The transcript is spliced from 10 exons. Gene Ontology annotation, biological process: monoatomic cation transport. The record is from RefSeq and is a predicted model, not a curated record. Gene Ontology annotation, molecular function: monoatomic cation transmembrane transporter activity. Gene Ontology annotation, cellular component: plasma membrane. Bases 4 to 1239 code for a protein of 411 amino acids.
CUAAUGACAGCAGAGUCUUCUUCAGUCAUUUUUCAGCAAGUGCUGGUUCCUUUCUGGCUUGCUGGACUAGGAACGGUCACUGCUGGAAUGGUGCUGGAUGAAAUACAGCACUGGGAAAUGCUUAAAGAAAUCUCUGAAGUGUUUAUCUUGGUUCCUGCACUAGUGGGCUUAAAGGGAAAUUUGGAGAUGACUUUAGCAUCCAGACUAUCUACAGCAGCCAACACCGGCCAGCUAGACAAUCCCAAGCAGCAGACAUUGACGGUGUACACCAAUCUAGCUUUAGUCCAGGUGCAGGCCACAGUGGUGGGUUUUUUGGCUGUGCUGGCUGCAAUAAGCUUCGGGGGCUUGAUUAAGGGUAGUGUGGAUCUUCAUCAGGCUGUUGUACUGUCUGCUAGCAGUGUGACUACAGCUUUCAUCUCUGCUCUCACUUUAGGGCUGCUGGUGGCGGGGGUGAUCACUGGAUCUCGAAAGAUGGGCAUUAACCCUGAUAAUGUAGCGACCCCCAUAGCUGCCAGCCUCGGUGACCUCAUCACCCUCUCACUGCUCGCAGGGAUCGGCAGCUUCUUCUUCCAGUUUAGAGAGAUGUGGGAUUUACUUCUACUUGUAUGCAUUGUGUUCCUCUUGCUCAUCCCUCUCUGGGUGAUCAUUGCUCGCCGCAGUCCACCAAUCAGAGAGGUGCUGAAGUCAGGCUGGCAACCUGUUAUCAUUGCUAUGCUAAUCAGCAGUGCAGGAGGAUUGAUCCUGGAUAAGACUGUAAGUGACCCUCAGUUUGAAGGCAUGGCUGUGUUCACACCCAUCAUUAAUGGUGUAGGUGGGAACCUGGUGGGCAUUCAGGCCAGCCGCAUCGCCACCUACCUGCACUGCAUCAGUGUUCCUGGAAUCACAUCCCAACACAUUAAAACGUGCUGCCCUCAUCCUGGCAUGACUUUCUGCUCCUCAGCAGUGAACUCCAGAUCUGCUAGAGUUCUUUUGCUGCUGGUGGUUCCUGGUCACCUGCUCUUCCUUUAUACAGUCCAGUUGCUCCAGGGUGGACACACUGCCAUGACAUAUGCUUUUGUCUGCUGCUACUUGUGUGCUGCAUUACUGCAGGUACUAAUACUGCUGUAUGUGGCAGACGUGUUGGUGUGGCUGAUCUGGCGACAUGGUCUGGAUCCUGAUAAUUACUCCAUCCCCUACCUGACUGCACUGGGGGAUCUGCUGGGCACCAGCCUCCUCGCCCUCACUUUCAGAGUAACCUGAGAUCAGAUCUGGUUCUGUUCUGAUUACGACAUGUAAUAUACACAAGUUAAACAGAAAUAAGAAAAAAAAGUUUCAUACUUUUUCAUUUUAUUUUGGUGAAACAUCAUGACAGAUGUAUUAGACCAAUUAGACUUUCCCUGUUCAUAGACCACUUGAAUUCUUUAUGUAGAAUUCCA